AUGCUCUUCUCCAAACCACUAUCACUGGCCCUGCUUGCUGGGACUGCAGCAGCCAGGGAAGGCUUCGUAACGACAAACGGAGAAAAAUUCCAACUCGACGGCGAGGAUUUCUACUUUGCGGGCAGUAACGCGUACUACUUCCCAUUCGACAAUAACCAAACAGACGUCGAACUCGGCCUCACAGCCGCAAAACGCGCUGGGCUCAAUGUCUUCCGCACGUGGGGCUUCAACGACAAGAACACCACAUACGUACCCGGGGGUCUACCCGACUACGGCGGCGAAGGGGCCGGAGCAACGGAGAUCGUGUUCCAGUGGUGGAAUAAGAAUGGCACGUCGACGAUUGAUCUAGAGCCGUUCGAUAAGGUGGUGAAUGCGGCUGAGAAGGCGGGGAUUAAGCUGCUUGUUGCGCUGACGAAUAACUGGGCGGAUUAUGGCGGGAUGGAUGUGUAUACUGUGAACUUGGGUGGGAGGUAUCAUGACGAUUUCUACCGUCUCCCCCAAAUCAAAACAGCUUUCAAGCGGUACGUCAAAGAGAUCGUCACACGGUACCGAGACUCCCCAGUGAUUAUGGCCUGGGAACUCGCCAACGAGCCUCGAUGCAAUGCAGACGGGGAGCGCAAUCUCCCCCAAAGCCCAGACGGAUGUAGUCCCGAGCUGCUCACAUCGUGGAUAUCCGAAAUAAGCACGUUCAUCAAGACGCUUGACCCGGACCACCUGGUGACGUGGGGCGGCGAGGGAGGAUUCAACUACGAGUCAGACGACUGGGCGUACAACGGCUCUGACGGGGGCGAUUUCGAGGCUGAGUUGGAGCUGGAGACUAUUGACUUUGGGGUCUUCCAUUCGUAUCCGGAUUGGUGGACAAAGACGGUUGCGUGGACGGAUCAGUGGAUUGUCGACCAUGCGGAGGCCGCGCGGAGUGUUGGGAAGCCGGUUGUGCAUGAGGAAUACGGCUGGUUGACCCCGGAAGGACGGCUGGACAACCUGGGAACAGUCUCGAAUAUUACGCGCCUGCAGGCUGUUGGGGGAUGGCAGAACAUCAGCCUGCAUGAGAAAAUGCCGGACCUGUUCUGGCAGUUUGGGUUCUCUGGCUAUUCGUAUGGCCGCAACCAUGAUGAUGGAUUCACCAUCUAUCUCGAUGAUGCCGAAGCAAAGGAUCUGGUAUACAAGCACGCACGAGAGGUCAAUCAACUGAACCGCAGGCAUUAG
This is a messenger RNA of Aspergillus puulaauensis, 1206 nucleotides long. RefSeq names its product glycoside hydrolase 5 family protein. The record is from RefSeq and is a predicted model, not a curated record. The transcript is spliced from 5 exons. Lineage: Eukaryota; Fungi; Ascomycota; Eurotiomycetes; Eurotiales; Aspergillaceae. Gene Ontology annotation, molecular function: hydrolase activity, hydrolyzing O-glycosyl compounds. Bases 1 to 1206 code for a protein of 401 amino acids.